Messenger RNA from Scomber japonicus (chub mackerel), 498 nucleotides. RefSeq names its product rho-related BTB domain-containing protein 2-like. The record is from RefSeq and is a predicted model, not a curated record. Gene Ontology annotation, biological process: small GTPase-mediated signal transduction. Gene Ontology annotation, molecular function: GTP binding; GTPase activity. The coding region runs from base 127 to 498 and encodes 123 amino acids. NCBI's taxonomy places the organism in Eukaryota, Metazoa, Chordata, Actinopteri, Scombriformes, Scombridae. The transcript is spliced from 3 exons.
UUAUCGCGCGGAUCCAGAGGACUUUUCCUACAACAUCUGCGGUCGGCCGCCAAUUUUCAAUGCUUGUUCACCUUGCCCUGAAGAUGAAGUUAAAUACGAGCUGCUGUCAGGUGCAAGCCGCAUCCGAUGGAGCCCUGCUUUUUAUCUCGUUCAUCGACCAACCCGAUGCAGCACUUCCUUAUGUUGCGGUCCCAGUUGACAGAUUCUGAUAUGGACUAUGAGAGGCCAAACGUUGAAACUAUCAAGUGUGUGGUAGUGGGAGACAAUGCUGUUGGAAAGACCCGCCUUAUCUGCGCUCGGGCCUGCAAUGCCACGCUGACUCAGUACCAGUUACUUGCUACACAUGUGCCCACAGUCUGGGCAAUCGACCAGUACAGAGUUUGCCAGGAGGUAUUAGAGCGCUCCAGAGAUGUGGUGGAUGAUGUUAGUGUGUCCCUUCGCCUCUGGGAUACUUUCGGAGACCAUCAUAAGGACCGUCGUUUUGCAUACGGCAGGUGA